Molecule: messenger RNA, 1316 nt
Organism: Macrobrachium nipponense
Lineage: Eukaryota; Metazoa; Arthropoda; Malacostraca; Decapoda; Palaemonidae
Exons: 3
Coding region: 59-397 (112 amino acids)
Source: RefSeq, a predicted model, not a curated record
UAAAAUGGCAUAAUUUCAGGUUUAUCCAGGUUCUCCUGCACCUACUGGUGGGUCUGUUAUGUGGGGUCAAAUGUGGUCUCCUCAGUAUCCUGUGAUGCCACCAUUAUCUCCAGCCCAUUACAUGGAUGUCAAGGAAGUUGAAUAUGCAGCACCUCCAAGUGCUAGUGAGUUGCCAUCUCCUGAACUGUUUACACACAUUACCACAGAAGAUAUGGCUAACAAUGUACCUCUUCGUGAUAAUCGGCUUCAGGGUGUGACUAACCCUUUGUGUGGAGAUGAUGAUGACACUUGGUCCAGCUGCACCAGUGAUCCAGGCAAAGCAUCUAGUAGCUCUACGCCUUCUGCUCCAAAGUUGCGAACAAAGAGGCGCCUUGCUGCUCAGUUUGCUUCUAAUUAAGAUUUUCAUAAUUUUAUAGGUAUAGUGGAGGAACUAAAGAUGGGUUUUUUUGUAUGUUCAGUACUAUUGUAUUAAUGUUAUUUGAUAUAUAGUCUCUAUUAAAUGACUAAUUGUAAAUUUAUUGUAAUCUUUGUUGACACUUCAUAAGAAUAUUUAAGUUAAAUUAAGUUUUUUUUGAGUAAGUUUUUGGAUCUGUUAAAUCUAGUCUUUGUUGACUUGAGUGGCUAAUUGUUUGACAGUCCCAAAAUCAUUUUCUAUUUAAUGUUGCACAUUAGGGGCUAUUUGUAAAGUAUGAAGUUUGUUUUAUUGUGGGAGGUUGUGUAAUUGGCAUUUUUUCAGAAACCUUGUAUUCAAGAACUAAAUGGUGAUUUGAUACAUUUUCUUAUUGAGCAUUCUGACUUUUGACUUUUAUACAGUAUUGUCAGAUUAAACUUUUAUGAAGACAACCUAUUUUAGAAGUGGUCAUGAAGUUGUGAACUUUGUGUCGCUGGAAAUUUGAAAUUUUUUUCAAAUAAACUUUUUCAAAUGAACUUAUUUAAAUUCAACAUUACAUUGUAAUGGUUAUUUAUUCAGUGACAGUUUGAUGAAAUUUUAAGUUUCCAUAUUUAUAUGAAUAGUUGUGUAUUUCUGUUGAAAUUGUUGAUAACCUUAACAUAGAAAUUGGUGUGUUUUGUGCAGUCAUUUAUUUUCAUUGUGAAGUUAAAUGUUUUUGUUUAAAACUUUUUAUACAGUAGUUUGAGUGAAAUUUCUGCCAUAAAUUGAAGCUGGAAAUUUCCUGUUGUACUUGUCAGUUUUGUCAAGAGAUAACAGUAUUCUUUAUUGUUGGGUAUGUUGGUCUGUUAUUGAUCCUUACCCUUAUUGAUUGGGAUAAAAUUCAUCUUGUUUUCCCUCGGGAGUUGGAAUAAAGUACAGAAGAGAA